UCAUAUUCUUCGUCAGUGACUGGGUUAUUUUAUUUUCAUCUCAGACUUGGUUUGAUGGCCAAACAGAACUGCUUGCCAGCUUGCCUGUUGCGAAUUCGACAGAGCCAAAUGCACAUUGGAAUUAUUUGUUGAAAUAUCAAAUUGCUGAGCAGCGCAUAGGUCCCACAAUGGCUGAACCAGAGCAAGAACCACCAGAGCAAGAACAGUCUGAGCAGGACCCAGAGCCAGAGCCUGAGCAGGAGCAAGAGGAGCAGGAGGAGGACAAUAAGGGGAAUAUCAUCUUUGCCACAGGAACGGAUGACGCAGCUGUUGACACGACGGAGGACUUCCUCAAAGUGUUUCAAGGGAAGACAGAGUUUGACAGCUGGGAAGAAUUUUCAACCUUGUUUGAAGAGUUUCAGCGUGUCACUGGAUCCGCUUUCAAGCCAAAGUCUGCCACAAGUAUUGAAUACGCCAAUGAGCGUCGUGUGAAGGACAAGAUUGCUGAUCGCUUUGUUUAUCAGACUGUGAAGAUGGUCUGUCAGAACUAUGGUAACCCUGUCAAGAGAGAAAGCAGCCUCAGGAAAACAAAAAAGUAUGUUGGUCUUGGCUGUGAAGCGAUGGUGCAUCUUCGGUACAAACAAGGGUCCUUGAAUAUUGUCAGUUGUAACCUUGAACACAAGAAUCAUGCCCUUCACUCAGGAAAUGAAAUCAUCAGAAGUGUUCGCUCGUUCUCCUUCACGGAUGAUGUUGAUUUCCUGAUUGCCAAAGUGGUCCUGGAGCAUAAUCCUUUUAUCUCAUGGAAUGCUGACAAGCAGUGGACAUCCAUUGUGACAGACUUGCAGGGCAGAGACAGUCACCUCAAAACUGUAAAUAUUCGGAUGGUGAAGAAAAGAAUCAGAUUUCUGAUGGACCGCUACAUGGCAAACAGUAAUGGAAAAUCUCCUUUGCCUGAUGACGAGAUGGGAAUUAUUUUAUUUGAACUGGCGCAAGCGAGGCAGGACGCUGUCGACAAUCCCCCCAAGAGAGGUGGUCGAGGCAGGAAAAGGAAACGUCCGAAGAAAUACGAAGAUGAUGUCUUAGAUGAUGAUGAUGAUGACAUGGACACCACAGCAGAAAUGGGAGGAGACUCACCAGCAUAUUCACCAUCUCCACCAGAAAUGAAUCGACAGCGAAGGUCAUAUGCUGCUGCCUCAAAGUCCUCCUCGGUAUCAAGUCGAGACAUCGUGUCAUUCCUAAACUUCCUCCAACGCAAAGACGAUCAGGACCGCAAGAUGCGUCAGACAGAACUGGACUUGAGGCGAGAAGAACUGGAACUUCACAAACGGGAAAUGGAACUACAGAAGAGCAAGUUUGAAUUUGAGCGGGUGGAGAGACAGGCGCACCUUGACCUGCUCAAAGCACAGUUGGACGCUUUCGCUAUUGCAAAACCUAAGUCGGAUCUGGACGCCAAGACGGCGGAAGGUAUCACGGAGUACACGAUUGUGGUGAACAACGAUGAAGCGUUUGCCGCUCAUGCUGCCCAUGCCGUGCAAGCGACUCAGUGACUCUGACUGUACGCUUCGUCUGUUCUUCAUUCGUUCAUGGUGAUACUUCAGGAACUGAAUCUUGAGUUGCUUUCUUCCCGGCAACAGGUGUUGUGAAACUUCUGAAGGAGAGACUAUUUUGUUUUGCCACAGCGUAGCAUAAUUGACUUGGUGCAAUACACCUCUAAGCAAAAGCGUACUGUACUUGAUUUCUCACUGGUACGUUGGGUAAAUAAAUCACUUUCUCUGCCUGGGUAUGGCUGUUUGGUUCCGCUUACUUGAGCCUUUGUGUCAUUUUCAUUUUGGUAUUGGUGUAGAUUUAGAAAGAAAAAAAUCUGAAUAAUAAAAUAUAUAUAUUUGAAAAGUACUUCGCAUGGGAAAAAGAUAGUUGUUUGCAGCGUCAGGAGAUUCAGCCAGGAAUAAAGUUUUAAAUGUUUAAAGGAAUUCUCAAGACUCUGCAGUUUUGGUUGUGGUGCAGUACGGUUGUCGGGUUAGGGUGUGUUUGUUAACCAAAGUAUGCCCAUUGUUGUGACACCCAAAUAAUUCGUCUCCCUAUAUCUAUUGGAAAUUGUUCAGGUCACCAAAGAAGAGGGUAAAUCAAGGGACAAAAACUGCAGCUUGAAUUUGUGAGAAGCUCCAGCGCAAGUUCCUGAGCUAACCUGCCAGUGUUUUUGAAAGUUGUGCAGUAAAGGUGUUGGUGUUUUACAAUCAAAAUACAAGUAUUUUGAACUUUUGGGCAUUAUGUCUCGUGUCAGAAGUAACCUGUUGUAAGAAACGCGCCAAGGUGGCUUGUUUUUAAUGACUGGACAAAAUUUGUUAUUAUGCAAUAUUGCGUUAUUUAAUAGAGGUAUAAUAUUGAAUGUACUUCUUUAUAAUGCAGUUUUGGUCAUGACUAUUUUAUUCUAUGUAGGGUGAUUCCAAUGCACCCCAAUUUGAAAAUAACUUAGAAAUAUGUUACUCUAUUUUUUAAAAUACAUCUAUCGAACGAUAGGCAGACUGUACUUGGCCAAGAGUGUGGCAAAUAUACUGACAGGAUCAAAAGUUGAGGUCACUGAACCAUUCUUAAGUCGCACAAAGGGCACAAUGCCGGCAUGACCAGAUGCAACUUUUUAAAAAUUCCAUUGACUUGUAUUUUUCUGUUUAGGGUUUUUUUUUUGUCUGUACUGAUAGUAUUACAAAUUUUUUUUUUCUUUUCUUUUUUUUAGAACCCUCUUGUCCUUGUUGACUUCUGUUGAGGAGAUUUUUUUCUUGACUUUCGUACUUUUGUCAUAGUGGUUGUUGCCUAUAAGAGCGCUAAGUAGGCUUGUUGUACAAAAGAGCGGAUUCCUGAGAAAUUUUGACUACAUUUGGAUGAGGAGCUGGAACCCAAGAGGUGUGGGAUCGGUAACGGGGACACUAGUCAUUGUCAGAAAAUAAAUUUUUACAAUUUGAAAUGUAUUCUUAAAAAUGCACUAUUUCAAUUUUGAGUCAUCUCCCUUCUUUUCACUGAUUUGUAAUUUGAGUUUAAAGUUAAAGUGGAGCUUUUUAUCACAAUGGUUUCUAUAUAAGUUGCAGCGGUAUGACAGAAAAAAAUAGCAUGCAAAAUUCAGUGAUACUUCCUACCGUAGGGUCAAUGUUAUCUGAUCUGGGUGCAUUUCUACAAAAUGAUUUUUUCAGUAAUUUUAUCCACGAGGAGCAUAAAAAUGAAACAAACCUUUAAAUUAGGAAUUUAUUUUUUUAAAUUUGAGUUAUAAUUGUUAUCAUGUAGCCCUAACUCUGGAUAAAAGGGGGGAAUUGGGAUAGGAGAUACUACUGUUGAAGUUGUCCAUGACAGCCACCCAUUGUGGAGGAAUAAAAUGGUUGCCAAAUAGGGAGUGCCCAUUGGCAUGAUCGGUUUGGAUUGGUAGGUCGGGGCUAGCCAGAUUGAGGGCGCAAAGCUGCUAUUGUGGCACAAACCGAUUACCCGACUCAUCACCUCAAAAACAAGCUCGUUUGUUUUCAGGCUGUGAAUCGGGCGAUCGGUUUGUUGGCCCCUCAGUGGGCACUGGCUAUAAAACAGCUGGAUAUCUUGGACAGUCUCUUUAUAAUAGAAAACAUGUGAGGAGGGGUUAAAGGGAAAGCAGUCAUUCGUAAAGAUGAUUGUCUUGGACAGGUGGCUAUUGUUAGAGCAUGUUUUGCUGUGUUUUGAUUUCCUUUGCAUGUUUCCUUGGAAUACCUGCUGACAAUGUGGGCACCUGUUUGAGCUAAAUCAAAUUUGUCUGAAGUGUGAGUCACUUGUACUCAUUGUCCACUUUCACAUUAGGCGUUUGGCCAUAUGCUUCUGUGACAGACAUUUAGCCUAUCCCCUUUUAUCGCAGAACUAUUUUCUUAGCAAGGGCUUGAUUCAAUUGACACAACUUGGCUAGUACUAGUACACAAAGACCCAAAUGCAAAUGCAUUGUCUUUUUCCUGUAAUUGAUAACUGGAGGAUGAUCAUACACAGACAAGUGUCUUGAUGGAUGACAGCAGUAUCUCAGCAUGAUAAAACCAUGACAGCCGUCGGGAAAUAAUACGGUAGUUGAGUUAAUGGAGGUACACAGGAGGGUUACGGCAGUUGCUGUACGAGCUGGUGUUCUGAGAAAGGUGUCGAGUCAUUCGCAAGCAAUGUGGCAGAUACAAACUGAUUCAGAAGCAGUGGCAUUUCAUUCAUGUUGAAUUCAAUAUCACCCUCAGGGUGUAGCUCUGCACAAUGCUCAUGCUGUUUUUUUAUGCAUUACAUCACCAUGUGUUCUGUAAAUAAACAUUGAUAUUUUCAUGUACAAAA
Messenger RNA from Aplysia californica (California sea hare), 4287 nucleotides. RefSeq lists its product as uncharacterized. The transcript is spliced from 7 exons. The record is from RefSeq and is a predicted model, not a curated record. Bases 168 to 1526 code for a protein of 452 amino acids. Lineage: Eukaryota; Metazoa; Mollusca; Gastropoda; Aplysiida; Aplysiidae.